AUGGGUGACGUCACGGAUAGCACCCCGACACGGGACCUCGCGGUCCCCGCGCCUGCCUCCGGCGCCGGCGCCGGGCGGCCCUUAUCACCACGCGGCGCCGGCGGCGGUGCCCCCGAGACGCGGCGCGGAGGCUCACGUCGCGGCGGCCGGCACAGAGCGCGCCACGGGCAGGCGGCGAGCUCCGAGGCCUCCGCGAGUAGUAGUCGGCGCCGCCGAGUGGAUGCGCGCGCGUCUUCGCAGCGACAGUCGCCAGUCCAAGAUGGCAGCAACGAUGUGUUGACGGCAGGGAGUAUGGCUGACAACACAGCCAAACGUGGAUUUUCGUCUUCAUCGCCGGUGUCCAGGGGACGAGGAGUGCACGCGUCGGGGAAUCCCGGGGACUCGACGUCGGGGAACCCGUUGGAGGCCAUCCGCCAGGCGGCGGGCAGCGGCCGCAACCCGUUGGUCGAGCGAAACAGAGCCCGACGAAAGAACGCACGCAGCAACAAUGCAGCGCUCGGGGCGGCGACGGGGGCGGCGGUGACGACAGCAGCGGCGACGUCUGCGGCCAGCGCUUCAACGGAUGGCAGCACGACAACGACGACAGCGACGACGACGUCACCCAGGAGCAACGUGGGAGGAUCUUCCAGCGCAGCGAGUGAGAGUGGAAAUGCGAGUGCGGCGGCAACGGACAGUGGCAGUGAAGGGUUGGGGCCUGGCAGCGGCCCCCGUCCGGCAGUGGAAGGCAGCAGCCACAGCGACCACGAGGAAAACCAGGACCCAGAAAUUGAUGAACUUGCGCGGCUGCGCUGCCCCAGCGAACGGACAGAAGUCAUCGCAGAGCGCGAAACGAGGCGGCAGCGCCGCUGCGCGGACUACCCUGGUUUCGCAUUCGGCUCCUCGAUAUUUGGUUCCGACACGCUCAUGAAGUUUAACAUUAUCCGGAACGAACUGCAGAACAUUAAAAACUCUCAAUUGAAAAGGUUUAUUGUCAAAAUGACGACGAAUGUGCAGCAAGGUACCCUCUUGGACGUGCUGAAGAAGAAGAUGAGGCAGACGAAGGAGGAAAUGGAGAAAUACAAGGAUGAGUGCGAGGAAUUUCAUAAAAGGUUGCAGGUUGAAAUUAUGCGCCGGGAAGAAGCUGAGGGUGAAAUCGCUGCCCUGAACCGCCGCAUCCAGCUGCUGGAGGAGGACCUGGAGCGCUCUGAGGAGCGCCUGGCCACUGCCACCGCCAAGUUGGCCGAAGCCUCCCAGGCCGCCGACGAGUCUGAGCGGAUACGGAAGGCUCUGGAGAACCGUACUAAUAUGGAAGAUGACCGAGUAGCAAUUCUCGAGGCUCAAUUGUCACAGGCUAAACUCAUUGCUGAGGAGGCAGAUAAGAAAGCUCGUAAGAUUCUUGAGAACCGCAGCUUGGCAGAUGAAGAGCGCAUGGACGCUCUGGAGAACCAGCUCAAGGAAGCCAGAUUCAUGGCAGAAGAGGCUGACAAGAAGUAUGAUGAGGUGAAGGAGCCCCCCUCGCAUGAAGGAACUUAAAACAACAUUGAGUUUUUUAACAAACAGAAAGUGUUGUGUAAUAAUAUUGACAUCUGUGGUUAUUACUCAAACACCAUGGAACAUUGCAAAGAUGGGAAGUUAUGUAGUCGUUUCGUGGCAGUUAUGAUUUCUAGGAAAGUGGCAAGACCUUUGUUAAUUUUUAAGUGAACAACAUUUAAGCCGAUCAGUUUGUGUUGAACAGUGCUAAGUUUUAUAAGACGACUUCAGCAAAGUAUUUAAGUGUCAAGUUACGUUAAAAAAACUAACUCGAUUUUGUGAAAGUGUAUCACAUGGCGUGUUGAAUUUUACUUUGAGUGAACUGUUUUUUUGUGCUCACUUGACUUAAGCAAUAUUCGUGUUAGUGUUGAGAAUCUACAAGACCUACAGUUCACCUUUUUUGUUACGUCAUUGCUGGACAUUGUGUGUGUUUCAAGUUUGUGUACCAGCUAUUGUCAGAGACAUGCUUGGAAUUUUAUUUUAACUUCUCUAAUAUUAACACAUCACUUAGGUGAUUGUAAUAAAAGAAAUGUGCUUCCACUGUAGAUGUAAAUGUUUUUGUAGCAGAGAUGGCAGAUCCCCUGUUUAAAGUUUAAUCUUAUUAGUGUGUUAAUUUCUUUUUGCUUAUUGGCAUGACUGUUUUGUAUUAACUUCACUUCUGCCCUGAGGUAAUAUACCUUUGCUUCAGUGCUCCCAAUUCAUAUUUAGACAUAUAAUCCAGUUUUGUCAAUUUUGUUCUUUAUUAAAUUGAUCAGACUGUUAAUUGUUUACUAAGUGUGCAUUGACCAUGGACAUUGAAUUUCUGUUUGGCAUGCACAGAUUCCUGAUUUUUGCUACCUAGAACAAAUGCCAUGUGACCAAGAGGUGCCAUAAAAAAGCUAAAUAUUUAUGAAUAAUGUAAUGAAGGUGCUUACAAGUGUAAAAAUUACAACAUUUGAGAGAAUUUGUUGGGCAUUUACAUAAAAUUUUUAUUAUUUUCCUGACAGCUGAGUUUUUUAAAUAUGUUCUAUUGUAAAACAGUUUGUUGAUUUCCAUAAUAGUUGGAUCUAAAUAUAUUAUUUCCAUCAUAAAAUAAACAGUUUGUAAAUAAAAUUUGUGGAUUGCAGUUUUAAAUACAUAAAUACAAAAUUCUAGAAAUCCUGACAUGGUAUGAGUAAAAGUCUGAUUUUUAAUUUUGUCAAAUAGAUUCACAUUAAAAACACUCUUAUGUGAAAGAGUUUAUUCUUCAGCAAGUACUGAAGCAUUUUCUGAUGAAUUUUUAUGAAUUUUUUGCAACUAUUAAAAACCAAUCUGAUAGGAUUUGCCAUUUUAAAAUAAUUGUGUUUAAUUGAAGGGAAGUAUUUGAAAAAAUUUGAAUUUCUGGAGUAAUAAAAAUCAAUUACAAUAAUUUUUUGCCAUUAGUAUCUAUUAAAUUUAAAUUAAGAAUUUUUGAAUCUGGAAAAAUAAAUUUAUGUUAGUUAAAUCUACUUCUAUUAAUUCUUACCUAAGAAAUGAAAAGAAAGCCAUGGUCUUUUACCUUAUUUUAAUGUAUAUAUAAAAAAAAUGUGUUAUCGGAAGUAAUGUAUAAAAUAGUUAACAUAUUCAUAAAAUAGUCAUACAAUUUCCAUUUAAUGAUUUAUGAUCCAUUUGAUAUUGGAAUUUUUUUACAAUGCUAUUUAAUAUGUUACAAUAGAGGGUAUUUAUUUAGUAAAAUAUUUGCCAAUAAUUAUUUUUGAAAUGAACUAUUCUUGUAUAAAUGAUUAUGGCACCUCAUGGCAUACAUUGUUGACAAUUAAAUUUAAUUGUUAUUGUUAUUAUUAUUAUGGUUAUUGUUAUUGUUACUAAAAUGUAAAUUAGGAAAACCAGAAAAGUAAAAGUGGAUCUGCAAAAACCAUUCACAAAAAAUUAAUGUGAAGUAUUUUGUCCUUGAAGAAUUUUUCUGUUUAUAAUACUUAUUGGUAUGUCUCAAAAGGCUGGGUGGAUAAUGCUUUUUCAUAAUUAUUUGGUGCCUUUUGUAAUAUUCAUGUUAAGUUUCUGACUAUCCUAAUUGUUAUUGUAUGUUUGUUGCAUCCAGCUUUUAGCAAGAUGCAUGAUAAUGAAAAUAUCUUUUGUUAAAAAAAAUGUUUUAAAAGAAGUUUGAUAAAAUUAUUACUGCCCUUUUAUGUUUAUGGACACAAUUAGUAGUCCUAAUGUUCUAAGCUGCAAAAAAAGGUUUGUCAAAUGUCAAUGUCCCUCUGUGUCAGUAUGUCUUAGUUUAAACAUGUGGAAUUGUGAGCACGAAUGGUUUGCUCCACAGGUUGCCCGUAAGUUGGCCAUGGUUGAGGCAGACUUGGAGAGAGCAGAAGAGCGUGCUGAGGCUGGUGAAUCGUAGGUUUCAAUUUUGGUCUCGCAUGCACAUUAGAAAUUUUCUGGACUUUCUGCUGUACUUAUUUUUUCCAGGUCUUUCUGUAGUGUUGUGUUUGUGUUCUAAGUAGAUGUUGAUUGAUAAUUUGUGGUGUGUUCGGUGUUUAUCUUGUCAGAUGUAGAAUAACCACUUUUCCAGGAGCAGUAAUCAAAGCUGUGACCAUGAAUGGAGUUAUGAAUACAGAAUACUUUGCAUUAUUCACAAAUAAUAUUUGCAUUCGGUAUUAGAAAUGCACAUGAAACAUCUUUGACACCAGUUGUGCAAUGUUUAUUUGAAGUGUCUUCUGCAUGAUCUGUCUUUGUUUUUUUGAAUUUAAACAGCAGUGAAUAAUCUAUAUUAUAGUGAACAAAAGUAUUUUAAAUUUCAUAGCACUGAAUUUCUGUACUUCACCUCUGACACUUUCAAUUGUUUCACUUGUACACUUAAAAUGUUUGUCUUUCUUUUCAUACACUAGUGAUUGUAAUUCAGAAUUAUUCAUUUAUAAUACCUGAACAUUUUUUCCAAAAGUAUUGCUUUGGUAAGGAAAAAGUAGUUGAUAAUCAUUUACGAAAAUUUAUUAAAAAUUCUUUUUUGAAACCUGCUGAUGUUUGAAAUACUGACAUUUUGCAGAAUUAAUAAAUGAUUAAAUUAUUGUGAUAGUGUGUAUUAACAUUGCAUGGAAUUUAUUAUUCAAAUUUUGUUGUGAAGUAGUGGAUGUUACUGUUUUGCCAAUCACAUUUUAAUUUGCUCUGGUUUUCUGACAAAAAGAUGUUAAGAAACACACAUUAAAUACCACAAGUUUUGAUGUUGCAAUUGUUGAGGUGCAGCACAGUAGGAAGUGUAUGCUGUAAAUGUUGCUACACUAGCACUGCAUGAGUAUGUUUGCACUGUGUGGUGUAGGUUGCCCGCAAACUGGUCAUGAUGGAGCAGGACUUGGAGAGGGCAGAGGAACGUGCUGAACAUAGCGAAAGUAAGAUUGUGGAGCUUGAGGAAGAGCUGCGAGUUGUUGGUAACAACCUGAAGUCCCUUGAGGUGUCUGAGGAGAAGGCCACCCAAAGAGAGGAGAACUUUGAGGAGCAAGUAAAAUCACUUGCUGGAUCACUCAAGGAGGCUGAGGCACGUGCUGAGUUUGCUGAGAGGUCUGUGCAGAAACUGCAGAAGGAAGUCGACAGGCUGGAGGAUGACCUGUUAGCUGAAAAGGAGAAGAAUAAACUUCUACAGGAGGAAAUGGAGGCAACCUUGCAUGACAUUCAGAACAUGUAAACCUCUGCCCUAGUGUGGCAUAAGAUGGCGUGAUUUUGUCGAGUGCUCAUGAUCCCAAGAUGAGCUGGUGAUUGAGAAGGAGAAAUACAAGAUAAUUGGUGACGAUUUGGAUUCUGCCUUCGUAGAAUUAUAUGGAUAUUAAAAUAUACAGCACCAUCCGAUAUAAAGAACGAUAUUGUCAUUAGUGUCAGCCAUUUUACUAUGCCAUCACUACUGUACUCAUACUGCUGCUUCUCUAAGUGGCCAACCUCAACAUGAGCUGCCUGCAUCUUAAAUUGCUUCUCAUUAAUUCUAACCCAAUCCUGCACAAAUGGAAAAAAAUAUAGCGCUUCAUUAAAAUGAUGUGUGUGUAAAAGAUGUUUAACACUACAGUUGUAGAAUGUGUUGGUAUUAUUCAUUAAUUUUCUUUAAUUUGUAUUUAAUUUUUCUUUUCAUAUUUCAUUUGCUCAUUUUGUAGAAAAACAAUUCUCACAUCGCUGUAACUUUUGGUAGAUUUUAAAUUGCUGCUUUGUAGUUAUUUUUAGAGUAGUAUUAUGCUUAAAUUGCUUCUCAUCAACCUCUUCUAAACUUACACCAGUACAUCCUCAACCAGUUGCGUGGAAGUGGGUGGGAGGGAAGGAUACUAGGGACCUUAGCAAUUUAAUUCAGUUUACUGCCAAGUGCUUUACGUUAAGAGUAAUGUACUCGAAAAUGCAGUAAUUGAAGUACUGUGUUGUAUGAAAACUAAUAGGACUGUACAUUUUUGGUAUAAUGAAUUAAUCGUAUUUAUGGAUUUUUGAAAGAAAGAAAAGAAGUUGAAGUUGUUGUAAGUGUAGUAGGAAUUACAGCUAAGAAUUUUAUAAUAUGUUAUUCAGGGUAAGUUUUCUAUAAUGUAUAAAAUAAGCUCUAGUACUUUGUUUUUUCAUGACAUAUAUUAAGGAAUGCCUGAAUUUUGUCAGUGCACUGUAAAUUCAAUAAAAAAUCAAACAUUUAUAUUAAGUUCAUGUGUUCAUAAUUCAAAAACUGUAUAUUUCGAUAGUGGUUUUGCUAGUUUAUUGCCAUUUUUGCAGAUGAUUGAAUAUCAUUUAUUUUAUUUUAAUUUUAAUUUCUUUUCAAUCUGCAAUAUUUAUGUGCAGUUUCUCUCAUGGCGUUUUGUUUUGUUGUCGAUUCUUUGCAGAUGAGUUGGUACACGAGAAGGAGAAGUACAAGUUCAUUUGUGAUGAUCUUGACAUGACUUUCACCGAACUUAUUGGCAACUAAACCACAACAAAAUGUGCCACACUUUGCUGUACUGUAUGAUGUUAAGAUCUUGGGUUCACAUUGCUUAGGUCCUCAACAUUCAACCAUCAUGACUAUUGAAAUGAUGGAAAAGUAAGAAAUGUUUAAUGGGCAUCUUCAUUUCUUUACAAACAUACAAGCAUUAUUUUUGAAAGUUAUAUUGGUCGGUGCUGUCUUGCUUAAAAUAUUUUACAAUCUGCUGCUCCUAUUUAAGGUACUUCAAGUACCAAACGCACAUCAUUUAGUAAAGGUGCUAUAUAAAAGUAACACAUCAAUAAAGAUACAAUUAAAUAAGUCUUUGUGAACCCAAUCUUGUUUGAGCAAAUUUAUCACACUGUAUAAAUAUGAAAUAAACAUCUUAUUUGCUAUGUUACAAUAUUUAUUUGAUUGGUAUUACUUCCUCUGUUGUUUAUGAACUAUGUUAUAUUAAGUUUAUUCAGCUUCAAUUUUGGGUUUAUUUAAGGUCUUUAUUUACAAGAAAAGAAUGUAUGAAACAAAGAAAAUUAAAUUGAUAUUUUGUUAUUUUAUCUUUUUUUUAGUUUUGUUACCAUUCUAUUUAGUUAAAAUUUAUGGUAUAAUUGGUAUUCUCUUUGAAUUUAUAAAUUUUGAUUUGAAAAGGCAGUAAGUCAGAUGUUGAUGACAGGGUCUUUUUUAGAACUAUUCAUUAAAUAUAGAACUUACAGUAGGUGGAAUGCAUGUGAGUAUGAAUGUUGACCUUGUCACAUUUCAUCAGAUGCCUUCAUUUAUUUCAUGUCAAAGAUGUUUGCACAUGUAUGAGCCUGCAAGUAGAGUAGCCUUUACUUAUUUUUUCUUUGUUUUUCUUCCAUAAAAUUUGGAAGUUUGAUUCAAUAUAUCAAAUUAUUAUUCUCCCUCCAUAAUAUGUAAACUGAUUUUGAUUUUUACAGUGAAAUGUUCAACAACUAAAGUGAAAGUUGGCAUCAGUUUUAUAAAUGCUAAGUAUCUUCGAAAUAGUUUGAUAUGAUGUUGAAUUUGUUUCGGAAUUUAGAUAUUAUUAACAACUUAGCACUCGGAAAACUGAACGAAUUGUGGAAAAUGAUGGUUUUUGUUUUGUGUAGUUUCAGUAAAAUAUAUUAGGACAAAUGAAAAUUGUAAAUUAAUCUUUUAAGAAUAAGAACAUUCGUUUCUUGAUCAAUGGUGGGUUAUUCAAUUUGUAGGUGGUUGAAUAAAAUGUGUGUUUUGAGAUAGAAUCCCAUCUGCAAAUAUAAAUUGACAUUUAUUAAUAAAACACCAUCUUAAAGAUUGUUUCUGUCUUUGGAAUAAAAGUGCUUAAGUUCAAAAGAAGUUAAUGAACAUUUACAUGUAUGACAAAUGUAAUUAAUUAUAUGCACACUCAAUCAAUCACCCAGCUAAUCAUUGUUUAAUGAAUUCAUUUAUUCAUAUUAGUGAUUGAAUAGAUGAUAGCCUCAUCACCACCUUUAUACAUACACACAUGCACUUCUCGCACUGCCCCAAACAACAUUAACUGGCACACUGCAAACCGCUAUGGUCAUGUACCACAGUAUGUCUUGGCAUGCUGUCAAAUCAUAUGAAAUGCAUGUGCAUGAUCAAUGAAAGAAUUCAACCGUCUGCUUGGUUAGCAGAUACAGUUUCAAAUCUUACUGUUGGGGUUGAAAGAAUAGGAAUCUUCAAAGAAAUAGCUGUUCACAGAAUGAAAAUGAUAUUAAAAAAAAAAAAUUCUUUAUCUAAUGAUUUAAAAUAGCAUAUGAAUGAAUUUUAAAAUUGAGCGGUUGCAAUGAAGUUGUGAACGGCCCCAGUUGUUUAUUGCUCAAUUAUCAUGGUAACAAAAGUAAUUUCAAUUUCAUUGGAGACUAACUGAAUGUGUGGAAUACAUUAGGAAUCAGAAAUUGUGGUGAAUGAAACAUUGUGACCAAAUACCUAGAAGUUCUCAUUGGGUACUGCUUUGUACAUGGUACAAAAUACAGUACAGUCUGCUUCAGCAAUCCAGGAAAAGCAGUAUACUGUGUGUGUAUUUUUUAUCUUAGGAAUUAGCUUUUCCCAUGAACACUUGUGAAGAAGUUGAGG
Molecule: messenger RNA, 8434 nt
Organism: Gryllus bimaculatus (two-spotted cricket)
Lineage: Eukaryota; Metazoa; Arthropoda; Insecta; Orthoptera; Gryllidae
Source: the annotation of a GenBank genome assembly